Funneliformis caledonium is the source of this 1371-nucleotide messenger RNA. The record is from the annotation of a GenBank genome assembly. Lineage: Eukaryota; Fungi; Glomeromycota; Glomeromycetes; Glomerales; Glomeraceae.
AUGGACCAACUAAACAAUAUAACCCUUUGGGACGUUAAAGAUGUGUUUAAUAAAGUUAAGAAUGUUGUGAUGAACUAUACUGAAAUGGAGGCAAAGGUUCGUGAGGCUACUAAUAACGAACCUUGGGGUGCUAGCAGUACUUUGAUGCAAGAAAUUGCUCAAGGUACCUAUAACUAUACAUAUUUUAAUGAGAUCAUGCCAACAAUUUAUAAGCGGUUUACGGAAAAGGAAGCGAGACAAUGGAGACAAAUUUAUAAGGCUCUUCAAUUGCUUGAAUAUCUUGUGAAACAUGGAUCUGAAAGGGUCGUUGAUGAUGCUCGAGCACAUAUGGCAACUGUUAAAAUGAUGAGAAAUUUUUGUUUUGUCGACGAAAAGGGAAAAGAUCAUGGAGUAAACGUUCGUAAUCGGGCAAGAGAACUUGCUGAACUCUUAGGUGAUAUUGAAAAAAUUAGGCAAGAACGAAAGAAAGCAAAAGCUAAUAGGACUAAAUUUACUGGUGUUAGUUCGGAUACAAUUGGUUAUGGAGGUUUCAGUGGAUCAUCUGGAUCAUCUCAAUAUGGUGGAUUUGGAAAUGAUUCAUACGGUUAUUCCGAGUCCCGUUCCAGAUAUGACGAUAUAGAUACACAAUGGCAAAGUGAUUAUCGGACUGGAAGGACUUCAUCAGACGAUAGAAGAUCAAGUCUAACUAAUAAUCGAUCAAGCAUAUCUUCAAUUAAAAAGACUUCUGAAUCAUCCACCUCACAUUCUAAUGGCACAACUGCAACAACACAGAAAGAAGUAAAUCUAUUUGAUUUUGAUGAUCCUCCCGUUACUUCAACCACCUCCAAUCAAGCCGCUUCUAAUGAUUUUGAUGAUGAUUUCCAAGACUUUCAAAGUGCACCACCGCUUAUGCCAUCCUCUCAAAGAUCGUCGAUUUCUUUACAAUCCGGAAUAAACAAUAAUUUGCUUGAUGAUUUACUUGGUCCCGUAUCUACAACGCAAUCUACAAAUUUAUCGAUUAACACGCCAAAACCUUCAUCUACACCUUUAAAUACUUCACAACCUAUUAGCGUUAUUAACGCGACAAAACCUAUUUCACCAACCACACCAAAGCAGAAUGUCAACAACCAAAAUAUUGCCUUCUCCAAGUUAAAAUCUAAUGAUAUUUGGGCCCAAGCGUCCAAUCUUGUAUCUUUGGAUUCAUUGGGGAAAGAACCUGCAUCUAGUACAAAACAAACUGUUAAACCAUCAAUGAAUUCUCUUGCACAAGCUGAUUCUACAACUUGGGUAGCUAGAGGAACUUGGGUUGCACAACCAGCACAACAAUCUGUUCAACAAAACAAUCAACUUAAUUCUCAACAAAAACAAGAUCCUUUUGAUAUGUUAUUGUGA